UCCAUUCCAUGGGUAUAACCAUGCCUGUGGGGUUGGCAGUUCUUAAAGUUUAGCAAGUCUGCGAGUAACUACAGAACACAAUAGAGUCCCCCUCCCUUCCUCUCUCUUUUUUUUCUUUUCCUGCUUCCAAAUGCCUUCUUCGAGGCUGAAGCUGGGCUGGUCUCCAAAGGUGUAGCAGCCACAACAAUCCCGCAGUUCAAAGUUAAGCAGCAGUUGCACAACUCCCAGCAGCUCUCUUGCCGGCUACUAAUGAGCUGAAAGCCAGGAACGUCUGAGGAGGUGAAGAGGAAGCUCCCAGUCCUCCCCCUCUUCACCCUAGAAAUCCAGACAUCCCCGCCCCCCACCCUCAGAUAACUUUGAGAUAGGGUCCUUGCUGUUGGCUUGCCUGGCGGACCAUGGCUCCCUUUGGAAGAAACUUGCUCAAGACCCGGCAUAAAAACAGAUCUCCAACUAAAGACAUGGAUUCAGAAGAGAAGGAAAUUGUGGUUUGGGUUUGCCAAGAAGAGAAGAUUGUCUGUGGGUUAACUAAACGCACCACCUCUGCUGACGUCAUCCAGGCUUUGCUUGAGGAACAUGAGACCACAUUUGGAGAGAAACGAUUUCUUCUGGGGAAGCCCAAUGAUUACUGCAUCAUAGAAAAGUGGAGAGGCUCAGAACGGGUCCUUCCUCCACUGACUAGAAUCCUGAAGCUUUGGAAAGCAUGGGGAGAUGAGCAGCCCAAUAUGCAAUUUGUUUUGGUCAAAGCAGAUGCUUUUCUUCCAGUUCCCUUGUGGCGGACAGCUGAAGCCAAAUUAGUGCAAAACACAGAAAAGCUGUGGGAGCUCAGCCCCGCAGACUACAUGAAGACAUUACCACCAGAUAAGCAGAAAAGAAUUGUCAGAAAAACUUUCCGGAAACUGGCUAAAAUUAAGCAGGACACGGUUUCCCAUGAUCGAGAUAGUAUGGAGACGUUAGUUCAUCUGAUUAUUUCCCAGGAUCAUACUAUUCAUCAGCAAGUCAAGAGAAUGAAAGAGCUGGAUCUGGAAAUUGAAAAGUGUGAAGCUAAGUUCCACCUCGAUCGGGUGGAAAAUGACGGAGAAAAUUAUGUCCAGGAUGCAUAUUUAAUGCCCAGUUUCAUUGACGUUGAGCAAAAGCUAGGCUUGCAGUAUGAUGAAAACCAGAUUCUGGAGGACCUGAGUGAAAGUGAUGGAAUUGUACAGCUGGAGGAACGACUAACAUAUUACAGAAUGCUCAUUGACAAGCUCUCCGCUGAAAUCGAAAAAGAGGUAAGAAGUGUUUGCACUGAGAUAAUUGAAGAUGCAGAAGGGGCAGCUGCCGGUGAACUUGAAAGCUCUAAUUUAGAAAGUGUUAAGUGUGAUUUGGAGAAAAGCAUGAAAGCUGGUAUGAAAAUUCACUCUCACUUGAGUGGCAUCCAGAAAGAGAUUAAAUACAGUGACUCAUUGCUUCAGAUGAAAGCAAAAGAAUAUGAACUCCUGGCCAAGGAAUUCAAUUCACUUCACAUGAGCAACAAAGAUGGAUGCCAGCUAAAGGAAAACAGAGGGAAGGAAUCUGAGGACCCCAACAGCAGUGGGGAGAUUCCUCCCUUUACUCAAAGAGUAUUUAAUGUGAAUACAAAUGACACAGACUCGGACACUGGCAUCAGCUCUAACCACAGUCAGGACUCGGAAACAACUGGACCAGACGUGUUGCUGUUGUCAACGUAAUUCGAAUGGCUUCUUUCUGAUCUAUUUUAAUGUUGUUCGUGUUUGUUUAAUUUAACAGGAGACUUUAUUUUAAAUAUUACAUUCUGAAAAAAAUGUAAAUCAUGUUCAAGUAUUCAGUAGUUAAUAAAAACUAUAGAAAUUUGUAAUUUGUUUUUGA
Molecule: messenger RNA, 1860 nt
Organism: Ceratotherium simum simum (southern white rhinoceros)
Lineage: Eukaryota; Metazoa; Chordata; Mammalia; Perissodactyla; Rhinocerotidae
Gene: RASSF9
Product: Ras association domain family member 9
Biological process (GO): signal transduction; intracellular transport
Cellular component (GO): trans-Golgi network transport vesicle membrane; recycling endosome; cytosol
Source: RefSeq, a predicted model, not a curated record